This is a messenger RNA of Cornus florida, 1383 nucleotides long. RefSeq lists its product as uncharacterized. NCBI's taxonomy places the organism in Eukaryota, Viridiplantae, Streptophyta, Magnoliopsida, Cornales, Cornaceae. The transcript has a single exon. The coding region runs from base 572 to 1174 and encodes 200 amino acids. The record is from RefSeq and is a predicted model, not a curated record.
UUCCUCUCACCAAUAACUCACCUUUUCUCUCUCUACAUUAUUUCUCUCUCUAGAAACCACUAUUAAAUCCCCCUUUCCCCACUAUAUAAAACCCUCGUUCUCCUUAUCUUACCCACCAUCCAGCAUCCCCCUUUCUCUCUCUAUAUAUUAUAUUUUUCUCUCUCUAAAUCUAUAGACUCCACCAAUUUCCUCCCACCCACUAUUUCCUUCUCCACCAACAAUUUUUAAGGCAACAAAUUUCUUUCUUCUAUCUACUCCUACACCUCGUCCAACUACCAUCUUUUUUCUCUCACUCUGGAAAUAUAUACACCAUAGGAACAUCCUCCCUCUGUUCUCAAACAGCAUUCAACUUUUUCAUUAUUUUCUCUCUCUAGAAACUCGACAUACAUCAACAACUUUGUUUCUUACUCAACUAUAAAACCUAAUCUCCCUCUCUCUCCACCUAUACAUAUAAUAGAGAUAUUGUUUAACCCCUUAUUUUCUUCUCUCUCUAGAAGAUCCCGGAGGGAUUUUUGUCUUUGUUUGAAACUGAAGCUCUCUCUCUCCACUUUUUUCUCUCUUAUAAUUUUAAAUGGAAGACAUUAACAAUGAAAACAACAAGAAGAAGCGAUCCCGAGCUGACUCGGAUCUGGAGUCUCCCGGGUCGGAGCGAAUUGACUCGGAUGAGUCAGGGUUCAACUCGCCCGAGGCCAAGCGGAUCCGAGAAGACCUGCUCGAUAUACUCGACGACUCGGAUACGGUCACGGAUCGUGACCCGGCGAUUCAAGACCUUGACUCGGUCAUCAAGAGCUUGGAAGAGGAGAUCAUGCACCAAUCUCCGCCGCCUCAGCCGGCGGUGGUUGUCGAUGACUCUGCCGCCGUGCCCCAGCCGGACCUCGGGUACCUCCUGGAGGCCUCCGACGAUGAACUGGGUUUGCCGCCGGCGAUCUCUCCGUCAGGCGAGCAGACGAAGAACGAGUCGAUGGAUGUGAGGCCUGUUUCGCCGGCUAGAGAAUAUGGGUUUGACGAGGUGAUGGUAAUGGAAGAUGAGAUACCGAGUUAUGACUCGUUCGAGUGGAGAAUCGUGGAUGAGACUCGGGAAGUGAACGAGUUUGUGACGUUGGGUGGGUUGUUUGAUUACCCUGAAUCGUUCGACUUUUCGGAGUUUCCGCAGCCGGAGUUGUCUACGCUCUAGAAAAUCAAUUAGAAAAAGUAAUUAGAAACAGUUGUAUGUAUAGGGUCCUUAAGAAUCAAAUCGUUAGGUUGUAAAUUUUGGACAAUGAAAACAGAUGACAAGAAGACAAGAAAAAUUACAUUGAAAUUCAUAUUUUCCUUGUGCUUUUAUUAUUAUUAUUUUUUUAUUUUCAGAUCAAGAAAUAUUAAGACACUUUUUUAAAUCCAAAA